UGCCAUUAGUACUGACCAUGACCCUUCACACCAAAACCUCUGGAGUUACCCUGCUGCACCAGAUUCAAGGCACUGAACUGGAGACACUGAGCAGACCUCAGCUGAAGAUUCCCCUGGACAGAUCGCUCAGCGACAUGUAUGUGGAAACCAACAAGACAGGAGUUUUUAACUACCCAGAAGGAGCCACCUAUGAUUUUGGUACCACGGCUCCUGUCUACAGCUCUACGACGCUCAGUUAUGCUUCUACUUCUGAAUCUUUUGGGUCCAGCAGCCUGGCAGGAUUUCACUCACUGAACAGUGUCCCGCCAAGCCCAGUGGUGUUCUUGCAAACGGCACCCCAGCUCUCACCGUUCAUCCAUCAUCACAGCCAGCAGGUACCCUAUUACCUUGAAAAUGAUCAGGGCAGCUUUGGGAUGAGGGAAGCUGCUCCUCCAGCCUUCUACAGACCAAGCUCCGAUAACAGGCGCCACAGCAUCCGGGAGAGGAUGUCCAGCACCAACGAGAAAGGGAGCCUGUCCAUGGAAUCCACCAAGGAAACGCGGUACUGCGCCGUCUGCAAUGACUACGCCUCAGGGUACCACUACGGGGUCUGGUCCUGCGAGGGCUGCAAAGCCUUUUUCAAAAGGAGUAUUCAAGGGCACAAUGACUACAUGUGUCCUGCUACUAACCAGUGCACCAUUGACAAGAACAGAAGGAAGAGUUGCCAGGCGUGCCGACUGAGAAAAUGCUACGAAGUGGGAAUGAUGAAAGGUGGAAUCCGGAAAGACCGCAGAGGUGGGCGAGUGAUGAAACAAAAACGCCAAAGAGAGGAGCAGGAUUCCAGGAAUGGGGAGGCUUCCUCAACAGAGCUGCGAGCUCCCACCCUUUGGACAAGUCCACUGGUGGUUAAGCAUAACAAGAAGAACAGCCCAGCCCUCUCCCUGACGGCAGAACAGAUGGUCAGUGCCUUGCUGGAAGCUGAGCCACCCAUAGUUUAUUCUGAAUAUGACCCAAACAGACCAUUCAAUGAAGCCUCUAUGAUGACCCUGUUGACCAACCUUGCAGACAGAGAAUUAGUGCACAUGAUCAACUGGGCAAAGAGAGUUCCAGGAUUUGUGGAUUUAACACUCCAUGAUCAGGUCCAUCUACUGGAAUGUGCCUGGUUAGAGAUCCUGAUGAUCGGCUUAGUCUGGCGCUCCAUGGAACACCCAGGAAAGCUUUUGUUUGCACCUAACCUGUUAUUGGACAGGAAUCAAGGGAAAUGUGUAGAGGGAAUGGUGGAAAUCUUUGACAUGCUGCUGGCUACUGCUGCUCGGUUCCGCAUGAUGAACCUUCAAGGGGAGGAAUUCGUGUGCCUUAAGUCCAUCAUCCUGCUCAAUUCUGGUGUGUACACUUUUCUUUCCAGCACCUUGAAAUCUCUGGAAGAGAAAGAUUAUAUUCACCGUGUCCUGGACAAAAUCACAGACACUCUGAUACACUUGAUGGCUAAGUCAGGUCUUUCUCUGCAGCAGCAACACAGACGACUGGCUCAGCUCCUCCUCAUCCUCUCUCACAUCAGACACAUGAGCAACAAAGGAAUGGAGCACCUGUACAAUAUGAAGUGUAAGAAUGUAGUUCCACUCUACGAUCUCCUGCUGGAGAUGCUGGAUGCUCACCGACUGCACGCCCCAGCAGCCAGGAGUGCUGCAUCCAUGGAAGAGGAGAACCGAAGCCAGCUGACAACUGCAUCAGCUUCAUCUCAUUCCUUGCAGUCUUUUUAUGUAAAUAGCAAAGAAGAGGAGACUAUGCAGAAUACAAUAUAA
This is a messenger RNA of Cinclus cinclus, 1781 nucleotides long. It is a transcript of the gene ESR1, whose product is annotated as estrogen receptor 1. Lineage: Eukaryota; Metazoa; Chordata; Aves; Passeriformes; Cinclidae. Bases 18 to 1781 code for a protein of 587 amino acids. Gene Ontology annotation, cellular component: nucleus. Gene Ontology annotation, biological process: regulation of DNA-templated transcription; steroid hormone receptor signaling pathway. The transcript is spliced from 8 exons. Gene Ontology annotation, molecular function: nuclear estrogen receptor activity; sequence-specific DNA binding; steroid binding. The record is from RefSeq and is a predicted model, not a curated record.